UCUAUAUGUGUAUGUUAUACAUCAAGACUUUGUAGAUUAUAAUAGAACGUGUGGAGUAGUGUAUGCAUUUUAACCUCUUUAACAAUAUACGUUUGAAACGUAUAAUUAUGAGAAAGUAAUCGAAGCAAUGAAUAAAAUGUUGAAAUCAAUGAAAUUUGGAAAGAAUGCUUUCCUAAAACUUAGAAAUUCAAGAACACAGAAAAGAUUAUUUCUUACAGAAGCAUAUCAGUGUCAAGAAGCAUGGGAUCGCAGACUCGAUUCGCCUAUAUUGCAACAAAUAAAACCUGCAGAUUUGUAUUUCGAACUUGAAUCUAAGUUUAAUAAUGUUGGAAAAGUUAGUGCAAUUGACAUUGAUAUUUUUGCUAAUAUUAUCAAAGAUAAAUUGCAAGGAAACGAACUUAUCGAUUUGCUUUACAAAUUAAGAUUAUCUUCUGAAGCGUGUAAUAUCCUAGAAUCUACACACCACGCUGUUAUACGAUUUUUUCUUAGUCAUAAUAAUAUCGAUGACCUUUUUGAAAUAUUAAAUGACAGAUUAAAUUAUGGUAUUUUUCCUGAUUAUUUUUGUUACAAUAUACUUAUGGAUAAAUUCAUAAAAGACAAGGAUUUUGCUUCAGCAGCUAAGGUAGCAGGAUUGUUGAUGCUUCAAGAAGAUUCAGGUCAUCCAAUAUCCAAUGCAUUAUCUGUAUACUCUUGUCAUAGAUACUUAGAAAAUCCUAGUGAUUGGAAAAUUCCUGAAAUUAAGGAAGACGAUUCUAAAGAAGAAAUUAAAGUACGUGUUAGUUAUAUAAGAAAUCCAUAUUUUGAUGACCAUUUUGAUCUUAUUGAUCCAUUGAAAAUUGUUGGUAAAACCUUAGUAUUUCAAGGAAGACAUAUGAAUAAUUCUUUAGGAAGAACUUGUCAGUUAAGAGGAAUGAUCCUAUAUCAAAAAUACGAUAAAGCAAGAGAACUAAUAAACAAGUGGUUAACUGAAAUUAAUGAAGAAAUUGUUCAUGAAGAAGUUUUUGAUUUGAUUAAACGAGAUAAUGCAAAUAUCCCUGAAGAUCAAGUAACAGAAGACUUAAAGAAUUUACAAGUUCUUUUGGAUACAUUAAAGAAUAAGGAUUUACAUAAAGAAAAUUUUCUAGAAAGGAUAGAAAAUGAAGUUAAGUCUGCAGUUAAUCAAUGUAUUGAAACAGAUAUAUCUCAACAAAAAGAGAUCUUUCUUGAAUGGGAAAAAAAUAGAGAAGUAACAUUGAAGGAACAACAGACAUUGUUGGAUAAACAAUUAAGAUUAGAAAAUAUAAAGAAGAUGAAGGAGGAAUUAGAAAAGAAGGAGAGAUUAUUAACCUUUUUCGAAAAUGAGGAAAAGAUAGAAUUAGAAAUAGAGAAAAAACAAGAAAUAGUUAGGAAGGAAGAUGAGAAAUUAGCGAAAAAGCCUCAUAUAGUAAAGAAAUUAAAGAAAUUAGUCGAACAAGAAGUUUAUAUACCACCAAAUAUUUAAACUUCGUGAUAUUAUCAACUUUUAAUUGAGAUUAGGUGAAUAUUAUGUAACAUAAAAAUGCAGUAGAGAUAAAAAAUAAAUGAAAAACUUUUUAAGAAUGAAAUGUAAAACCACACAAACAUAGGUUAUUCACUUUAUAGUAAUAUUUAAUCAACGAAUCAUUUUUUAACAUUUUAGUAUAAAGAAAAUGCAUAAAAAAAUUGUUAUAAUCAUCGUAAAUAACAUUUCAUUUUGUAUGUAUUAUCAUUUGUACAUGCUUAUUUAAAAACAACUUUUUUUCAGCAGUUAUUACAAAGAAUUAUUAGAAUUUUUUUCAAAGCUUUAUGUUUACAAGGAAUAUGAAAGUUUAUACUAUUGAACUUUAUACUAAAAAAAGAUUAGGCUUUGUAACAACAAUAUUUCUUGAGCACUUGUGCAUAUUGUUUUCCAUUGUAUAUUUGGAGCUGGAAGCUGUAUUAUUUAAAUGUCAAGUGCUCCAGGCUGAGGCACAUUUUUUGCAGCAUAUUUAUACAGCGUCCUUUAUAAUUAAUACAUCCAUGAAUAACACUAAGUUAUUAAAGUUGUGUACAAGGCUUGCAUAACUAUAAAAGUAUUUGUCCAUUUAGUCUUGUAUUUAAUGAUUAAUAUUCACCUGAAUAUUCUGUAACAACGUUUUCAUGUCAAUUUCUUUACAAAAUUUUAAUAAACCUAUCUCGAAACGAA
Molecule: messenger RNA, 2182 nt
Organism: Vespula vulgaris
Lineage: Eukaryota; Metazoa; Arthropoda; Insecta; Hymenoptera; Vespidae
Product: 28S ribosomal protein S27, mitochondrial-like
Exons: 2
Coding region: 128-1480 (450 amino acids)
Cellular component (GO): mitochondrion
Source: RefSeq, a predicted model, not a curated record